AUGCCGAACGGGGAGCAAGAGCAGUAUCAGGAAGGAGAAGAAAGUGGAGGCGAAAGCAUGGAUUGGCAGUCUGAUGGAGGAGAAGAGGAGGAGGAAAGCGAGGACUCGAGCAGUGGUGAAGAAGUCGAGUCACCACCUCACAACGAAAGGCGCUCCAAGCAUAAGCACGACCCAACAAGCAUCUCUGGCAACGUGGCUAAGCCGACUAGACAGACUUCCAAGCACACUCGGACCUCUUCCCCUGUGCUGACUGAGAAGGCUUCAAAGCAGCCCAAAGUUGCAGCGUCGAAGUCUCGGAAGACCCUGCCCAAGAUCAAGAUCGAUGUCCCUGUCACUUCUGCUGCUGCUACCUCUGGGACAUCUGCUUACAGAGAUGGUGACGAGGUAAUGGAAGACGCAGUCACUUCCAACACGGCUCCUCCCAAUGUCAUUGAUCUUCCAGAUGACGACGAGGAUGUGCCGCUAAGGCCCAUGGGAAGGAGAAGCAGGAAGAUAUCAACUGGCAAGGUGCCUCAGUCGACGCCGGUGACGGAACCGGUGAUCCAGGAGACCGGCGAUGCCAACCGGGCUUCCAAAUCUUGUGAACUUGGAGCUCAUUUUGCUGACCUGGAGCAGAAGCAGAUUCAGCUCAAUCUCGAUUUGGAGUUGGCCAAGACGAACUUGCACAAGGCCAAGGAUGAAGCCGCUGAAACAAUGAACCAGGCUCAGGCGAAGAAGGAUCUAGACCUUGCAGCUGCGCAAAAGGCAGCAGAAGAGAAAACCGCACUCGCCGACCAGAAGCUUGCUUCAGUCGAUAAACUGGAAGAAGAGAACGCCAAGCUGAAGACUGCCCUGGAUGAAGCCAACAAGGAGGCGACUCGUCUGAAGAAGGACAAGAGGGCCCUGACCGACAAGGUAGAAGACAUCGCCCGCAAGAGGGAUGAGCUGGAGAAUUAUCUGGGAGGACUUGCCAAGAAGUUAUUCAUUAUGCUUGAAGUCGGUAAACUGGAAGAAGAGAACACCAAGCUGAAGACUGCCCUGGAUGAAGCCAACAAUGAGGCGACUCGUCUAAAGAAGGAUAAGAGGGCCGUGACCGACAAGGUAGAAGACAUCGCCCGGAAGAGGGAUGAGCUGGAGAAUUAUCUGGGAGGACUUGCCAAGAAGUUAUUCGUUAUGCUUGAAGAAUUUUGCCAGAACUUCGAGGAAGAGACCGGGCGAAUUGAGACGAGCUUAGACCCUAUCCUCUCUACUGUUAAGGACGAAGCUGCCAUGAAUGUGCUCCGACUAGAAUCUCGUGUCACUGGUGUUGUCGACUACCUUGCUCGGCUGAAAGUUGCGGUGUCGCGAAUUGACACAUCACUCUGGCCAGGGGCGACGCUCCAAAAUUACCUCGAGUCUCUGAUCACUCGACUCAAUGAGGUCCCUGCUCUAAGGAGAAGGUCGCAGUCGACCUGCACCUCGUCGUCCUUGCGGAUUAGGACGGAGCGUACAUUAUAUUUAUUGCGCAGCUCUGAGGAGAAGGUCACCGUCGACCAGCACCUCGUCGUCCUUGCGGAUUAG
Aegilops tauschii subsp. strangulata is the source of this 1539-nucleotide messenger RNA. The record is from RefSeq and is a predicted model, not a curated record. Lineage: Eukaryota; Viridiplantae; Streptophyta; Magnoliopsida; Poales; Poaceae.